AUGAUUUAUGUUUUUGAUCAAACUCUAGAACGGACAAGUGUCGUUGUUGUUGGGGUUGGCGUUAUCCUUCCACUCUCAAGGGUUGUACUCGAUCGGGAGGUUCUUACGACGAACCAUACCAUCUCCUUGGAACCACUCACGACGGAACUGCUUGGCGGCGCCAUCUGGGGUGUUGGUCCACUCGACGGAUCCCGGAUCCACGAUUUCACUGAAACUAACCUCUUGUCCGAAGGCGAAAGCAUCGCAAGAGACGGCGAGAAGAACAGCCUCCUUUGGGUCGAGGACUCCACAUGGUGGAUCAACUCCGAGACGCUUCAUAUUGGUGGUCUUGAUACCGUAUCCAAUACGACGGGCCGACGAGUUGAUCACUUUGAUGUGGUAGGUGUGCUUGUCGUCGUACGGAGCAUUGAAGACGAUCUUCGCAUUGGGUUGGGUUUGGAUGUCUCCUGGUGGGACGGAUUGAGCCAUGGCGUUGGUUGCUAG
Messenger RNA from Caenorhabditis remanei, 483 nucleotides. RefSeq lists its product as uncharacterized. The transcript is spliced from 2 exons. The coding region runs from base 1 to 483 and encodes 160 amino acids. NCBI's taxonomy places the organism in Eukaryota, Metazoa, Nematoda, Chromadorea, Rhabditida, Rhabditidae. The record is from RefSeq and is a predicted model, not a curated record.